AUGCUUCGGACGGUCGGCUGCAAGUUUUCGAGAUUUCGGAUGAACCUCGCUUACUGUCGCUCCUUCUCGGAUGAAUGUGAUAAAGGAGCUAAUCGGAAACUAGAACCACAUCCAGAUGCAGAGAAAGAACCACUCGAGCGGUUCCCUAAUGACAUAAAUCCAAAAACUGGCGAAUCUCAAGGACCGCGAGGACCUGAACCCACAAGGAGUAAUGUAUUUAAGUUAACGUUUUGGCUCGUUCCUGGCUAUUGCCAUUCCCCUUUAUCUUGGUUUGAUAAACCUUUUGCGGUAUACACUCAGUCAUUUUCUGAAGGCCGAAUCGAUGAUCGAAUUGGAGUUAGAUUUAUACAGUCUGUUCGGAAUCCAAUUGAAUUUGUCCUUAUUCUUGCAUGGGGCAUUGAAAAUGUGACGAUCCUAUGGGGAACGUUGCCGGAACCAAUGUGUUUAGAAUGUCAGAGUGCUUUUAAGAAAAAUGAGAAGGAUAGCACUUUCCUAUGUUCUAAGCACUUUUGGUUUAUUCGAUUUUCUCCCGAUUGCCAGUUCUCAUCAAGAGAAUGUACAUCAUGCAGCGACCAAAAGAGUUCCCGUUUACCUUUUUAUCUAAUUUCAAGUAAACAAGAGACUUCCAAGGGUAUAUCUUGCAAAUGUAUGUCCGAUCUCUCGGCCAGUAUUCAUCCUUCAAUUUGUCCACAAACUGGACGUUUGCGUCUUUCGUGGGUUAGUCAGGGUAAUCAGAUUCGAGUUAUUAGUUGUUCAUUUGGCGAGGACUUCUCCUGCAUUGUUCCGAUGGGUUCUUACAGAAAGAAUUAUAAGACUGAAUCUAUACCGCCUCCUUUGUCAACAAAUGGAUCGCUUCUAACGAGCAAUUAUUGCUCUUCUUGCUACUUCUGGGAUCCUGAAGGUUGCAGUGUUCGAUAUUCGCUAGAAAACUCUCCCAUUCCCCCCAGUAAUUGGGUAGAUUUUGAUGAACAAAAGGAACAAAAUUCAAUUAGGGAUUGUGAUUUAAGCAGCCUUCAAAUCCGUGUUGUUAAAUGCUCUGAAUGUUGGCCAGAGGGUCACAGACAUCCCAUUGCAAGUUUGGUUACUUUUCUUGUCGUUUAUUUAAUUUUCGUUGUAUCCCACCAUGUCCUCAACACUUUAAGUUCACGUCUUUUGUUGCAAUAUAUUAUGUUUUACUGUUGCUUGGCAUUUUUUCUUCGCUUCCAGCUCCUGGCGAACAAUUUCUUACAACACGAAUGCCUUUCACAGAAGUGUUCAUUCAAUCCCUGGACGAUGUCUCUCUUAAAUUCUCGUGAAAGACUGCAAUCCUGUAAACCACUUAACUAUCUCGCCAUGCUUCAAGAUAUUCGAGCCUCUUACCUUCACUGGUCUCUAGUUCCGAUAGAGCGGGAAAGCAAAUUACGCUCCCAUUCUGAUGAUCCCGAUACCCAUUUGGCUAAUCAAUUGUGUGGUCACUGCCAUUCCUACUUUGAUUUCAGUCGAUGGCGACCUUACGAUGAAAACCAAGAUGAGUUAAGUCGUGUGUCUAUCAUUGCUCAUAUGGAAGAAGUUGUUUUCGAUGUCCCCGAGUUUAAAGAAGGCGUAUCCGAUCGAGUUAUAUUCACUUCUCCACUCGAAUCCGACUGGAUUCUAGUCUAUGACAUGGACGGCAGCCAGUCGACCUCAUCUCGAACCAAUGGAGCCAGCUACCAACUCGUCACACUGAUCGAUCUUUCCACCGGUCGCCAAUUGGACCCCGAUGAACCCAUUUGUGCAGGCCGUCUUCGCAAAAUUCAAUCCCAGUGUCCCUCUAGUAUCCGGUUUAAUCCAUCAGAGAACUCUACUUCAUCUACGUUCCCAAUGGAGUUGAAUAACUUUUCAGUAAUAUCUUCUUGUCGAAGUCUGGAUAGGCUUUGUGAUCCUUUUGGUGGCUAUAUCCUCUAGGACAUGUUGGAGUCUGAUGAAGAAGUGGUCGAGACCGUUCUAACAGCAUCUCUCUCUUACACUCGGUACCCGAUGUGUUCAUGGUCAGCUCUUAACGAGACCCUACAAGGGGUUAUUAGAACUCGCAUCUUACAAUCUUCCCUACCCUUGAACGUCCUUCUGACUUCUGGUGAUGAUCGGCCUUGGCGAAGGCUGCAGUUAGUUGCUGAAGAUCCAAACUCUUCAAAUAAUAGUGAUUUGGUAAUCACAUCGAAGUAUUGCAGCUCAAUUAAACAUCCUCAAAUGGUCUUGGCUUCCGUGAGUACGGUUGAAGUUGCUCUGGAUGAAAUUACAAGAAUUGCUUAUAAGGCUCCUGCGACUGUGGACGUCCUAAUUUCUGUUGAUUCAAUAGAAACGGAACCAUUUUUGUGGAAAUGUGGUCUGUGUGUCGCUCAGUUUACCAUUGUGGAACAGAGCUCAGUUGAGUUGAUUGCAGCUCAUCUUCGCCUGCACACUGAACUCCGGUGCUGUGAGAAAUGUACCACAAUUCUUCCCAAUAGUCCUCUUGCUGUCGACGCUCCUGAUGCUCAGCAGCAUCGCUGCACCAGUCUUAUUGUUCCGCGGGCUGCUGGUAAGUUCUCUGCUUUUUAG
This is a messenger RNA of Rodentolepis nana, 2553 nucleotides long. The record is from the annotation of a GenBank genome assembly. NCBI's taxonomy places the organism in Eukaryota, Metazoa, Platyhelminthes, Cestoda, Cyclophyllidea, Hymenolepididae.